AUGUCCGGCCUCGUCACUUCACCCACCGCCCUCCACCCCGCCCUCAGCGAUAAUACCAAACCCCACUCUCCGCUACGCCAGUCCCUGCUGUCCGACUCGGAGACACAGGUGCACGACCAAGAGGAUACGCCGCAUGCCACCCAGCUUGCCCGUGUUCACGAAACAACUCACUCACCCCAGGGCCACCGCCGCAACGCCCCUUCUCACGAGGUCCCGCGCCAGACCAUCAUGAAAGCUCUGGCCUCAUCUGUCUCCCGUCACAACAAACCCGAGGCCCUCUCACUCACCGGCAUGCUCUCCGCUCAUGACACUCACGAUAGCCGCCCCGAUAAGAACUGCUCCUCGCAACAGCUUGCCGACGCCCUCAACGACCUUGCCAAUCAAGCCAUGACGCCCACCACCGCCCUACCGACAUUGCAGUCACCAUGCUUCUACCACAACCGCUUCAACGAUGCCGUCGAUAUCGACAAGGUGCUUGAGGAGAUCAAGAAUGAUGACUCCAUGUCGCACUCUCGACUCGUUCAGACAGCCACUGGUGUCCGCGAAGUUGCCAAGCAGCUUCAGCGCCGUCCAAUCAAGCGCCACGUCCGUAAUGUCAUGAUUGUCACCAAAGCCCGCGACAACCAGCUAGUCUACCUGACCCGCGAACUCGCUUUAUGGCUCCUGCGUACCCCGCGUUACGGUUCGGAUAUUGGUGUGAACGUCUACGUCGAUGCCAAACUGCGUAAUUCGAAACGAUUCGACUCCCGCAGUAUCACUGGCGAGAAUGCCCGGUUCCAGCACAUGUUGAAGUACUGGACCCCGGACCUCUGCUGGACGCAACCGGAGAAGUUUGACCUCGUCCUCACCCUCGGCGGCGACGGCACCGUGCUUUUCACGUCGUGGCUGUUCCAGCGCAUUGUCCCCCCCGUUCUCUCCUUCAGCCUAGGCAGCCUAGGCUUCCUGACGAAUUUCGAGUUCGAGAAGUAUACGCAGCACCUGGGCCGCAUCAUGGGAGAUGAGGGCAUGCGUGUUAACUUGCGUAUGCGUUUCACAUGUACUGUGUAUCGCAGCGGCGUCAAUGGGCAGGGUCCUCAGGAGGGCGAGCAAUUCGAGGUCCUCAACGAGCUUGUGAUCGACCGCGGCCCAUCACCCUACGUCUCCAACCUCGAGCUCUAUGGCGAUGACGAACUCCUCACUGUCGUGCAGGCUGAUGGCUGCAUCUUUUCGACGCCGACUGGUUCCACUGCCUAUUCCCUCUCCGCAGGAGGCUCUCUCGUGCAUCCCGAUAUCCCCGCUAUCCUGCUCACCCCCAUCUGCCCUCACACCCUGUCUUUCCGCCCAAUGGUUCUUUCCGACACCAUGGCCCUACGGGUCUCUGUGCCCCGAAACUCCCGCGCCACAGCUUACUGUGCCUUCGACGGCAAGGGCCGUGUAGAGCUGAAGCAAGGUGACUAUGUCACAAUCACGGCCUCGCAGUACCCCCUGCCGACGGUCGUCCGCAGUCAGACCGAGUGGUUCGACAGCGUAUCCCGCACGCUACGCUGGAACACCCGAGCCGCUACGCAAAAGGGCUUCGAUUCGGGCGACGCUACGGGAACAGGCACGCCGAAUGAAGAGAUCAAGGAUGAAGCCGAGCCCGAAUGGGACAUUGAUACGGACUCGGCCUGUUAUGCCAGCGAGGACGGCAGCAUCAGCACAAGCCCGCUGAGACGACAGAUGAGCCUGCUAGGCAUGUGA
Verticillium nonalfalfae is the source of this 1719-nucleotide messenger RNA. RefSeq names its product NAD(+) kinase (gene UTR1). Gene Ontology annotation, molecular function: NAD+ kinase activity. NCBI's taxonomy places the organism in Eukaryota, Fungi, Ascomycota, Sordariomycetes, Glomerellales, Plectosphaerellaceae. The record is from RefSeq and is a predicted model, not a curated record. Bases 1 to 1719 code for a protein of 572 amino acids. The transcript has a single exon. Gene Ontology annotation, biological process: NAD+ metabolic process; NADP+ biosynthetic process.